Molecule: messenger RNA, 696 nt
Organism: Umbelopsis ramanniana AG
Lineage: Eukaryota; Fungi; Mucoromycota; Umbelopsidomycetes; Umbelopsidales; Umbelopsidaceae
Exons: 2
Coding region: 124-492 (122 amino acids)
Source: RefSeq, a predicted model, not a curated record
UCGGGUUCUGGCACCAGCUCGUGCGCGAUCCUAUUCGUUUCAAGCCUGUUCUUAUCCGUCCGUAUGAGAUGGCCAAUCAUGUUCUGGAACAGGAUGUCAUGAAUCAAGUGAGCAUGUCAGGUAAUGCUGCGAAUUCCCGAUACUUCCACAGCUUUACGAGGUUUUAUAGUAAUCCUGCAAUACUAUAGGCGUUUCAUCCCGAACUGUUCUGAACUACUGGCUCCUCUGACAAAAAGACUGAGAAUGUUCGUCAUUUCCAAGAAGAGUGGAGGUUUCCGCCCCUUCUUCAACCUGCGAUCUUUGAACCAAAUUGUCGAGUGCCCACAUUCCAAGAUGGAAAACAUCCAACAAGUAAUCAAACUGAUCAAUCGAGACGACUUUUACACCUCUCAACGAAAAUUGAAUCUCCAUUUCGCUGGAUUAUUGAAGCGAACAACAAUUUCCUUAUUUGCAAUGAUCGUCUACUACUCCGUUCAAGCGACGUCAGGAUGAGGAGCAAGAGAGCCCGAUUGUACGGCGCAUCGCGCAACGUAUAGCGUCUGCUCGGACUCGGUGCCGAUGGCGUAUGGACCAAGCGAUGGAGGUGCUCCAACGGAUGUAUGGCGCGAAUGCCCAGUAUCGAAGCAGUGGGCAGCAGCAGGCUAUGGAGUAUAUUAUGGAGAGCAUUUGCCAAGUCCUGGCGAUCCUACGGACCAG